Messenger RNA from Cucurbita pepo subsp. pepo (vegetable marrow), 3435 nucleotides. RefSeq names its product putative LRR receptor-like serine/threonine-protein kinase At2g16250. Lineage: Eukaryota; Viridiplantae; Streptophyta; Magnoliopsida; Cucurbitales; Cucurbitaceae. Gene Ontology annotation, biological process: protein phosphorylation. Gene Ontology annotation, molecular function: protein binding; protein tyrosine kinase activity; ATP binding. The record is from RefSeq and is a predicted model, not a curated record.
UAUUGUUACAGUAGCAGAGUCGCUUCCACUCAGUCGCUUCCCAGGCAAGGUGAGAGAGAUGUCUGAUGAACUAACAUAGAAAACAGUGAGCGAAGGAUUAAAAAACCAAUUUCCUUUUGAUUUUCAGAGAAAGCAAAGAAGAAGAAGAAGAAAAGAUUGAAUCAAAAGGAAGCAAGAAAGGCAAUCGGGUGUGUGGCUUUUGGGGCUGAGCUGUAGCAGUUGAAGGUCAAACAAACCCCACUUCCCCAAAAGCGGCUUCGGAGUUCCAAUCUACAGCUUUCUUCACCCAAGAUUUCUAUUAUUAAAACUGUGCUGUUCGUCAAUUUUUGAAGGUUCCCCUUCUUCCCUUUUCCCCUUUUCCGGUUCUGUAAUGGGUUUGUUUAACUUUGAGCGAUUUGGUUAUGGUCAAAUGGAUUGGGAUUUGACAUAAAGGGAAGAUUGAGGGAUUUUGGAUCUAGAGAUUGGAGUUUAUUCAUGAGCUGUGGUGGGAGGAUAUGCGAAACGCACUCGAUUUCAUGUUCUUGUUCUUGCUCUUGUUGUUCUUGUCCUGUUUUGAGCCCACAUUUCAGCAGCUGAGCUCUAGAACAGAGCGGGUAGCCCUUCUGGAACUUCGAUCGUCCUUGGGUUUGCGAGGCAGGGACUGGCCCAUCAAAGCGGACCCUUGCUCUGUUUGGAACGGCGUUGAAUGUCGGAAUGGUCGAGUUAUUGGGAUCAACGUUUCUGGGUUUCGAAGAACUCGGCUUGGUAGACAAAACCCACAAUUUGUUGUUGAUGCUUUAGCUAAUUUAACGCUUCUCCAGUCUUUUAAUGCUUCUAGGUUCUUGCUUCCGGGAGCCAUUCCAGACUGGCUUGGUUCGUCGCUCAAGUCUCUGCAAGUUCUUGAUCUUCGUUCUUGUUCUAUCCUUGGUCCUAUUCCAUUGAGUUUUGGAAAUUUAACGAAUCUAACCACUCUGUAUCUCUCCAAUAACAAGCUAAAUGGGUCGAUUCCUGCAAGUUUUGGCCAACUUAUUCGACUUUCUGUGCUUGAUCUUGCCCGUAAUGAGCUCACUGGUUCCAUCCCUUUAUCAGUAUCAUCCCUUGGAAACCUCAAAUUUCUUGACCUUUCUUCAAAUCGUUUAGAUGGGUCAGUUCCUCCCCUCUUUGGGUCGCUUAGGCAGCUGCAACAAUUGAAUCUUUCGAGCAAUAAUCUCAGUUCUUCAUUGCCUGCUUCACUCGGCGACCUGGGUGUCCUGGUGGAUCUUGAUAUCAGUUUCAACAAAUUCUCCGGGCCGCUACCGCCAGAUCUAAAGGGCAUGAGCCGCCUGCAGAGAAUGCUACUAAGAAGCAAUUUACUCGGUGGAUCACUGCCAGAUGCUCUGUUUUCGUCGCUCACCCAAUUGCAGGCAUUGGCUAUCAAUGACAAUCGUUUUACUGGUGCAGCCCCUGAUGUGUUGUUCUUGACGCCUGGGCUGCGGUUUCUUGAUAUCUCUGGGAAUAACUUCACUGGUAUGCUUCCUAAUUCAAGCUUGAAUUCGAAUUCGACUGAUGGAACAUUGAAUAUUUCUCGAAACAUGUUUUACGGUAGCCUCGUGCCUGUUCUAGGAAGGUUUAGAGUCAUUGAUCUAUCUGGAAAUUAUUUUGAAGGCAGAGUUCCAAACUUUGUGUCAAUGAAUGCAUCUCUUGAGACUAAUUGUCUUCAAAAUGUUUCCAGUCAGAGGACAUUGGAAGACUGCUCCUCAUUUUAUACUGCAAAAGGUCUUGAUUUUGAUAAUUUUGGCAAACCAAGCUCUGCACAACCUCCUCUACCCGAAAAGUCUGGCAAGAAUAAGAUCAAUAAAAGGGUAAUCAUAUUGGCCAGCGUAUUUGGAGGGAUCGGGUUUAUUGUCUUUAUGGUGUUGCUAGCAAUGCUGCUGUUUCUAUAUAUUGGCGGGAAGAGAGCGUCGGGGAAUCAAAGGGGUGUUAGUGUAGGACCGAUACCUACUCGAAGCAGUGAACUCCCUCCUGACCAAUCGAUUAACUUUUCGAGUUUAGGCGACGUUUUUACAGAUAAACAGCUUCUUCAGGCUACUGGUGGCUUUAGUGAUGAGAACUUAAUCAAACUUGGUCACUCCGGGGAUCUAUUCCGUGGUGUCUUGGACAAUGGGGCCAAUGUCGUUAUCAAGAAGAUCGACUUGCGAACGGUUAAAAAGGAAACGUACCGAGUGGAAUUGGAUUUUUUUAGUAAGGCGUCGCAUACGAGAUUGGUUCCCCUUUUAGGACAUUGCCUAGAUAAUGAGCAUGAGAAGUUCUUGGUUUAUAAAUAUAUGCCAAAUGGAGACUUGGCGAGUUCCUUGGUUAGGAAAAGUAAUGUUGAUGAUGAAAAUGUGCAGUCUUUGGAUUGGAUAACAAGACUUAAAAUUGCAUCAGGAGCUGCUGAGGGUCUUGCUUAUAUGCAUCAUGAAUGUUCUCCGCCACUCGUGCACAGAGAUGUUCAAGCUAGCAGUAUACUUCUCGAUGAUAAAUUUGAAGUCCGACUCGGGAGCUUGAGUGAAGUUUGUGCCGAAGACGGGGACUCGAACAGCCACCAGAAUCGAAUUUCCAGGUUGCUUCGGUUGCCACAGUCGUCCGAGCAGGGUUCUUCUGGGUCUCAGACAUCAGUAUGUUCCUAUGAUGUUUACUGCUUUGGGAAGGUGUUAUUAGAGCUAGUGACAGGCAAGGAUGGCAUCAGUGGCACCCCAGACACCCAAUUGAAGGAAUUUUAUGAUCAAACAUUCCCAUACAUCAACAUCCACGACAAAGAAUUAGUGACCAAAAUCAUCGAUCCGAACCUGAUCAUCGACGAGGAUUUCUUGGAGGAAGCAUGGGCUAUGGCCGUUGUUGCAAAGUCAUGUCUAAACCCGAAGCCUUCGAGACGACCUCAGAUGAGAUACAUCCUAAAGGCCUUGGAAAACCCUUUAAAGGUAGUGAGACAAGAAAGUUCAGGUAGGCUGCAAGCGACAUCUUCACGAAGCUGGAAUGCAGCUUUGUUCGGGAGCUGGCGACAGAGCCUAUCGGAUAUAACCGUCGUACCAGCUGCGACAAUGUCAAGGGCAGUGGGAGGUAGCUUCAAACAGUCAGGAAGUUCAGGUUCACAGGGAAGUGGCCAGAACAACGGCGGUGAAGUGUCACGGAGAAUGCAGUCGAAGGAGAUAUUCCCCGAGCCACCGGAUGAGCAAGGCGAGAGAGUAGAGUAUCGUUAGCAUUAAAGAAAAUUCAUUGAUAUCAAUUCUUUGUCAAUAACAAACAUAGCAGGCAUCCCAAUUGAGAGAGCCUGAUAACUACCCGACCCAACCUGACCCAACCCGAACCUAUUGGUUCUGUAGCCGGAGAGGGUGGCUGACACCCUCAGGUCUCUGCCCUGGAAAAUUGUCAUUCUUUGAGAAAUGUAUGGGGUUUUUUUAUUAAUAUUAUUAUUGGUGAAUUCUAUGUUUUGGGGAA